AUGAAUCGCGCUCUAUCCAUUCGCUCCCGCAAGAAGGAUGACCAUUCCAAAGCUGCCUCGAAGCACACCUUCUCCAUAUCUACCCUGAGAGGAACCACCCAGGCCGAGCUCUCCAAGAAGCUGUUCAAGAUCAUCAAGACUGAGAACCACGCGAUCAAUGCCUACGAGACCGCGGGCCGCGAGCGUUUGUCCAUUGCCUCCCAGCUCUCCGAUUGGGGCGAGUCGACCAACGAUGAUUCGGUCUCUGAUAUCUCGGACAAAGUCGGUGUCAUACUUUCCGAGAUAGGAGAACAGGAGGAUCUGUUUGCUCAGAACCUCGAGGACUACCGAGCCAUUCUCAAACAGAUCAGAAACAUCGAGGCCAGUGUACAACCUAGCAGAGACCAGAAGGCCAAGAUCAGUGAUGAGAUCCAAAAACUCAAGUACAAGGAGCCAUCAAGCCCCAAGCUGGUUACUCUUGAGCAAGAACUCGUUCGAGCCGAGGCACAGAAUCUGGUUGCUGAAGCACAGUUGACCAAUAUCACUCGUCAAAAGAUCAAGGAAGCGUACGAUGUCAAUUUCGCCGCGACCAUCGAACGAGCAGAAAAGCAAAUCAUCCUCGCCAAACACGGACGACGACUUUUGAACUUGCUUGAUGAUACACCUGUGGUUCCCGGUGAUGUGCGCCAGCCUUUUGCACAGGUCAACGAGGCGAGACAAGUUCUUGCCGAUGCAGAGCACGAUCUACAAGCGUGGCAACCAUCUUUGGAACCAAUUCACUCCAAUGCAGGUGGCCUGGGUUCGAACUUGAUGCCCACGGAGAGGGCUAGCACACGAGCGACAUCUGAAGCUGGAACUGCCGAACCCUCAAUCUCAAGCCCUACGGCCGAGACCCCAACGGCGGAGCCUCAGGGUCAAGGUUCACGACUUGAACAAGCAACCGCCUAG
Exophiala bonariae is the source of this 927-nucleotide messenger RNA. RefSeq lists its product as uncharacterized. Gene Ontology annotation, molecular function: lipid binding. Gene Ontology annotation, biological process: endocytosis; eisosome assembly. Gene Ontology annotation, cellular component: plasma membrane; eisosome filament. The transcript has 2 exons. Bases 1 to 927 code for a protein of 308 amino acids. NCBI's taxonomy places the organism in Eukaryota, Fungi, Ascomycota, Eurotiomycetes, Chaetothyriales, Herpotrichiellaceae. The record is from RefSeq and is a predicted model, not a curated record.